UGGGGGCAGGGGCGGCGGGGCCGCCAUGGCCGCCAGGGCCGCGCGGUGACUGACUGCGGCACGUCCCGCCCCUGCUCUCUCCGCCAGCCGCGAAGGCCAUGCUGGCCAGCGAGAGGGUGAAGCGCCUUUUGCAGCUGGUGCCCGGGCAGCGGCGCUUUGGCUUCUACAGGUUCCUGCCCUUCUUCUUCGUGCUCGGCGGAGCCAUGGAGUGGUUCAUGAUCAACGUCCGCGUGGGCCAAGAGACCUUCUAUGAUGUUUACCGUAGGAAACAAUCUGAAAGGCAGUACGAGGCAAGGAUGGAGAAAGGGGAAUUUUAGCUGAAACUCUUCAAGGGGGAGCUCCUGAGUCCUUCAGCUGUCCAAGUGCCAAAGCAGCAGCACUGCCACGUUGAAGGUGGGGGAAGAUGUUGGCUCUGCAAGAUGAACUGUGAUCCACACGUGUGUGUAAUGCACUCAGAUGGUUCUUCCAUAUCUGUAAUAUUUGUAUUUAAAUGAAGUGAAAAUUACAUUGUAUUUGGGCCUCUGGCACUAAUUUAAUGUUUGCCUCGUGCUUUUAAAUAAAGUAAACUGAGUAAACAGUC
Messenger RNA from Passer montanus (Eurasian tree sparrow), 580 nucleotides. RefSeq names its product small integral membrane protein 4 (gene SMIM4). Bases 99 to 317 code for a protein of 72 amino acids. The transcript is spliced from 2 exons. The record is from RefSeq and is a predicted model, not a curated record. NCBI's taxonomy places the organism in Eukaryota, Metazoa, Chordata, Aves, Passeriformes, Passeridae.